Williopsis jadinii is the source of this 1196-nucleotide messenger RNA. RefSeq names its product ubiquinol--cytochrome-c reductase catalytic subunit RIP1 (gene RIP1). The record is from RefSeq and is a predicted model, not a curated record. Gene Ontology annotation, biological process: mitochondrial electron transport, ubiquinol to cytochrome c. The coding region runs from base 137 to 787 and encodes 216 amino acids. Gene Ontology annotation, cellular component: membrane. Gene Ontology annotation, molecular function: quinol-cytochrome-c reductase activity; 2 iron, 2 sulfur cluster binding. The transcript has 2 exons. Lineage: Eukaryota; Fungi; Ascomycota; Saccharomycetes; Phaffomycetales; Wickerhamomycetaceae.
UUCUGGUGAGAAACUUCACACAGGCGCAAGAGCAGGGAAAAAAAACCACACACACAGCUCUUUUUUCUGCUCAACAGGAGGAAAGAAAGAACCCCUUUUGAACUAACAAAACACAGAUAAAACAUUAGAAGUGAAGAUGCUUUCAUUGAGAUCUGCUUUGCGUAACACUACUUCUCUCAAGGCUUUGGCUGGUCAAGCUAGACUGUUGUCUUCUUCGUCUGUUGCUCAGAAGUCCACCUACCGUACACCAGACUUUGGUGAGUACGUGAAGCCAGAAGGUAGCACCGACAAGGGUCGUGUUUUCACCUACUUCACCGUUGGUUCUCUUGGUUUGCUCUCUGCCGCCGGUGCUAAGUCCACCGUUGAGGCCUUCUUGGCUUCCUGGUCCGCCUCCGCUGAUGUUUUGGCUAUGGCCAAGGUUGAGGUUGGUUUGGCUGCUAUCCCAGAAGGUAAGAACGUUGUCGUCAAAUGGCAAGGUAAGCCAGUGUUUAUCAGACACAGAACACAGGCUGAGAUUGACGAGGCCAACUCCGUUGACGUGUCCUCCUUGAGAGACCCAGAAACCGAUGCUGACCGUGUCAAGAACCCAGAAUGGCUUAUCAUGUUGGGUAUCUGUACCCAUUUGGGUUGUGUUCCAAUCGGUGAGGCUGGUGAUUUCGGUGGUUGGUUCUGUCCAUGUCACGGUUCCCACUACGAUAUCUCUGGUAGAAUCAGAAGAGGUCCAGCUCCAUUGAACUUGGAGAUCCCAGCUUACGAAUUUGACGGUGACAACGUUGUCAUUGGUUAAGUUGAAGGGACAAGAAUGAUUCGAAAUGAAGACGGAGACGAGGGAGAAUGAUAAUAAAUGGUAUUUGGAGAAUAGUUUAAUAUUCCAAAAUGAGAGGAAGGUAUGAAGAGAUGGAGACCUUGAAUGAAAUACGCUUACGCACCAAAAAAACAAAAUCAAAUUUACAUUAACUACAUCACAUAAACGCAAGAGUUAUACACCAUCAUAGAGGGAGUUGGAGAAUUGUCCUGCCAGGAAUUACAUGAGCACCAUUUGUUAUAUUUCGAAGUGAUGGUUGUGUUCUGUUCUUUCCUCGUGCUCUCUCUAUCGAGAGAACAUUCGCUGCUUUUUUGAUAUGAUUAGUUGGAUCUUGACUGUUUCCAACAAAUGGGGUUUUAAAAGACAAACAGACAAACACAGACACUCAAUC